Molecule: messenger RNA, 1871 nt
Organism: Vicugna pacos (alpaca)
Lineage: Eukaryota; Metazoa; Chordata; Mammalia; Artiodactyla; Camelidae
Gene: ARL9
Product: ARF like GTPase 9
Molecular function (GO): GTP binding; GTPase activity
Source: RefSeq, a predicted model, not a curated record
GGCCACGCCUGCCGAGACCUCGCACCGCGGCUCCAGCGUGCGGGCGCGCAGGAGGAGCAGGGAAGGGAGCCGGGGCUGUGGCUAUGGAGAGGGGGAAAGUGAAAAGAGAGAAGGGAAAGGAGCCGGAGAAAGAGAAAACUCGGGGAAAAGGAAAGGAGGAGAAAGAUAAAAAGAAGGAAGUGGAGAAGGAGAAAAUUAAGGAAAAAGAAAAGGGGAAGGAGAAGAAAACUAAGAGUAAAGAGGAGGAAAACAGGAAAGAGCAAGAGACGGACAAAGAGAAGGAACAGUUUAAGGAAAAAGAAGAGAAAGAGAAGGACAACGACAGCACAUUGACAAAGCCCCCGCUGGAGCCGCCGGAGAAAAAUAAGCAGAUCCUAGUGUUGGGCCUGGAUGGAGCAGGAAAGACCAGUGUUCUUCACUCUCUAGCUUUAAACAGAGUCCAGCACAGCAUGGCACCCACCCAAGGUUUCAAUGCGGUGUGCAUCAGUACUGAAGACAGCCAAAUGGAGUUCCUGGAGAUUGGCGGCAGCGAACCUUUCCGUUCCUAUUGGGAAAUGUACCUGUCCAAGGGGUUGCUGCUGAUCUUUGUGGUGGAUUCAGCAGAUCACAACAGACUACCUGAAGCCAAGAAACACCUUCAUCAACUAAUUGAAACAAACCCAAUCCUUCCUCUGGUUGUGUUUGCAAACAAACAGACUUCUGGUCCAGCAUGUAAGUAGCUUGGAAGCCACCAUUUCAUCCUAACAAGUAAAAAGCUGAAUAGACUGAACAAUCAACAUUGGAGAGACCAACAGGAGAAUACAGAGAAUAACAAUUUACCAGAGCAGAGACCCAUAACAGGAAACUGCCCGUGGGAAGCAAUGCCAGAGUAUAAACACCAGGACUGUAAGUGAUGAAUUGUUGGAUGAUCAAAGUUGAUUACUCUGAAGGUUAAAAACUCCAGGGGAUUGGGAGGGUAUAGCUCAGUGCACAAGAUCUUGGGUUCAGUCCUCAGUACCUCCAUUAAAAAAAGAGAAAAAAUUCAAGGUAACCUGGUCAUAAGUGGGUCCCAAAUUUUGUGAGAUUUACCUCUAGGAUCUCAACCAGAUACCUGCAAUAAAUAUUAGAGGAAAAUCCCCUGGUGCUUCCAAGGGAGAAGGAAAAAAAAUUUUUUUAAAUACAUCAGAUCACUCUGUCCUUAACAAGGUCUGCCCUCAGAGAAAACUAGUUAACCAGAACCUAGCCUGCUGGGAUAUUACCAGAGCCUAACUGACCUGGCGGAAGGGAAAUAGCCAACUCCAGCCCACUCUAGCCAUCCUGUCCCACCUAAAGGUGGAGAAAACUAAGACAGAAGUGUGAAAUUUGCAGUCCAGAGGCACAGAGUCACUAAAAGACUGAGACAUAAUCUUAGGACUAUAGAGCACUCCCCUCCUGCCACACCUCACCACCGCAUUACUAAAGGUUUGUUAUACAGCAGUUCUUUUUCACUGUACAUCAUGCCUGGCUAUCAAGAAAAAUUACAAGACAUACUAAAAGGCAAAAAACACAAACGAGAUAGAGCAAGCACUGUACAGAAAUGAAGAAUGUGUUUGAUGGGCUUAUUAAUACAGCUGAGGAAAAAAAUAUCUGAGCUUGAGGUUAUCUCAAUAGAAACCUCCAAAACUGAAAAUCAAAGAGAACAAAGGUUCUGGAAAAAACAGAACAGAAUAUCCAAGGACUGUGGGACAACUACAAAAGUUGCAAUAUGUGUGUAAUGGGAAACCAGAAAGAGAGGAAAGAAAGGAACAGAAUAAAUAUUUGAAACAAUAAUGACUGAGCAUUUCUCCAAAUUAAUGUCAGACACCAAACCACAGACCCCAGAAGCUCAGAAAACACCAAACAGGAUAAAUGCC